Molecule: messenger RNA, 549 nt
Organism: Thrips palmi
Lineage: Eukaryota; Metazoa; Arthropoda; Insecta; Thysanoptera; Thripidae
Product: forkhead box protein D1-like
Exons: 5
Coding region: 1-549 (182 amino acids)
Biological process (GO): cell differentiation; regulation of transcription by RNA polymerase II; anatomical structure morphogenesis
Molecular function (GO): RNA polymerase II cis-regulatory region sequence-specific DNA binding; DNA-binding transcription factor activity, RNA polymerase II-specific
Source: RefSeq, a predicted model, not a curated record
AUGCACCCGUCAGAGCCCCCCGCGGUCACCUGUUGGCCGCCACACUACCUGUGGCGGGCAGCGCCCCCGCCGUGGCCGCUGCCUUGGCCCCAGCCGCAGCAGCCGCCGCAGAAACCGCCCUACUCCUACAUCGCCCUCAUCACCAUGGCCAUCUGCUCGUCGCCCUGCCGCAGGAUGACGCUCGCGCAGAUCUACCGGUUCAUCGCCUCGCACUUCCCGUACUUCAGGGAGAACCGCCAGGGCUGGCAGAACUCCAUCCGGCACAACCUGAGCCUCAACGAGUGCUUCGUGAAGGUGCCGCGGACGCCCCAGGACGCGGAGCAGGACGCGGACGCCGCGGUGGGCAAGGGCAGCUACUGGACGCUGGACCCCGUGCUGGCCGCCGACAUGUUCGACGGCGGCAACUACCGGCGGCGCCGCACCCGGGGCAAUAUUGAAAUAUUGAGAUCAAUAUCAUGUAUUGAGAUAUUGAGACCAAUAUCAAUAUCGAAUAUUGAUAUUGGUCAUUUCAAUAUGCCGAUAUUGAAAUUUCAAUAUAAAAAAUAUUGA